CCUUGCGCCCACCAGAAGAACGAAACGAGGGAAGGGAGUGGGAAUUUUACAACUCAGAAAGGAAAGAAGGGAAGACGAAAAGAUGGGUCUGAAAAUCGAAAGAAGAGUGGAGAGAGUGAAUGGAAAAGACUUGAGUUACACCCAAUUCGUACAACAAUACCUAGUUCAGAAUCAACCCGUUAUUCUCACUGGAUUGAUGGAAGAUUGGAGGGCCUGUAAAGAUUGGAUUCUUGAAGAUGGAAAACCCAAUCUCCAAUUUUUCUCUACUCAUUUUGGGAAUUCCAAAGUCCAGGUUGCAGAUUGUGGGGCUCGAGAAUGUAUGGAGCAAAAGAGAUUGGAAAUGUCUGUUUCAGAGUUUAUCGAGAAAUGGGUUCAGCUUAGUUCUUCCAGGGAGAGUAUUAGUAAUGAGGUUUCUGAUGACAAGUCUUUACUGUACUUGAAAGAUUGGCAUUUUGUUAAGGAGUACCCGGAAUAUUGUGCAUAUAGAACUCCAUUGUUCUUCUGUGAUGAUUGGCUGAACAUGUAUCUUGACAAAUAUGAUAUGCAUACUGAUCCUGAUAGCUACCAGAAGGAAAAUGAAAUAAGUUGCUCUGAUUAUCGUUUUGUGUACAUGGGACCAAAAGGCACCUGGACUCCUCUUCAUGCGGAUGUUUUCAGGUCAUAUAGUUGGUCAGCCAACAUUUGUGGCAAGAAGCAAUGGUUUUUUCUCUCACCAAGUCAACAUCAUCUUGUAUUUGACAGGUACAUGACAAAUGCUGUUUAUAAUAUCUUUGAGGAUGUUAGUGAAACAAAGUUCCCCGGUUUUAAAGAGGCUAUCUGGUGGGAGUGCACUCAGGAACAGAAUGAGAUAAUCUUUGUCCCUAGUGGAUGGUACCAUCAAGUUCAUAACCAGGAAGAUACAAUAUCAAUCAAUCACAACUGGUUCAAUGCCUAUAACCUCUCUUGGGUGUGGGAUAUACUUUUGACAGACUAUAAGCAAGCAAGGGAUUUAAUAGAAGACAUUAAGGAAAUUUGCGAUGAUUUUGAGGGGCUUUGUCAGAGGAAUCUUGCAGCUAAUACAGGCAUGAAUUUUCGUGAUUUCUUGGUCUUUAUGAUGCGUUUUGCUUUUGCCAACUUGUUCCAGUUUCACCAUCUUGGAAGAUCCGGCAAAAAUCCCCUCUUCUGGUCAUCUCAAAUAGCUCAACAUAUAGUUUUCAAUCUUCAAUCUAUACAAAGUAUAGCUCUAAAGAUGAAAUCUGUUGGAGUAUGUACACAUCAUGCCUUCUCAUUGAAGCCCAGUAAAAUUUUGGAAGAUCAUUCCUUUAUGGAACUGUUCACUACUCUAAAAAAAAAUUAUGGUAUGAUGCAUGGCCCAUUUGAAAUUGUUUACGAAGAAAAGAUGGGUUUAUGCAGUGAUAUGGAUGCAAUCUUCUGUGAUUUCACCAAUCCUAGUAUUGGAAGUUCUGAAGAUCUUGUUCAGUUGAUAGACUUUGCUUUUGAAAAACUUGGUUUUGUUGCCAGUAAAAGUCUACCCUCCCGGAAAACUAGAUAUAACCUGGAGGAGCAACUCAUGUGCAGGGAUUGAAUUAAAGUUAUUCAUUAUGUUUAAAUGUUGCUCAUUCUUUUGUAG
Messenger RNA from Coffea eugenioides, 1609 nucleotides. Its product is annotated as jmjC domain-containing protein 4. The transcript is spliced from 9 exons. Gene Ontology annotation, molecular function: sequence-specific DNA binding; histone H4R3 demethylase activity. Gene Ontology annotation, biological process: negative regulation of gene expression; protein hydroxylation; positive regulation of translational termination. The record is from RefSeq and is a predicted model, not a curated record. The coding region runs from base 83 to 1564 and encodes 493 amino acids. Lineage: Eukaryota; Viridiplantae; Streptophyta; Magnoliopsida; Gentianales; Rubiaceae. Gene Ontology annotation, cellular component: nucleus; cytoplasm.